AUGGGGUGGCCGCCCUCAUCAUCACCCCGCCAACCCUCCCACCACCCCACCGAUCUGUGCCGGCAGGGCCGCGGGCAGGGGAGCAGCCCCGGCUCAUCCCAUCUCCUCUCCCCAGGGCUCUGGGGGCUGGUGAACAACGCGGGGAUCGCCACCCCCAGCGCCCCUAACGAGUGGCUGACCAAGGAUGACUUCGUCAAGGUGCUGGACGUCAACCUGGUCGGCCUCAUUGAGGUGACGCUGAGCCUCCUGCCCCUGGUGCGGCGAGCGCAGGGCCGGGUGGUCAACGUGGCCAGUGUGAUGGGCCGCAUCGCCUUUUUUGGUGGGGGCUACUGCAUCUCCAAGUUUGGCGUGGAGGCUUUCUCCGACAGUCUCCGGCUUGAGAUGCGCAGCUUCGGGGUGAAGGUCAGCAUGAUCGAGCCAGGCUACUUCAAGACGGUGAUCACCAAUGUCGAGAACCUGGAGAAGAAUUUUCUUUCCACCUGGGAGAGGCUCCCGGAGGAAACCAAAGCGAGUUAUGGGGAGAAUUACUUAAAGGAGUUUUUGGUAAGGCUCAGGAAGGCGCUGAAGAGGUGCAGCUCCAACCUGACGCUGGUCACGGACUGCAUGGAGCACGCGCUGACCAGCCGCUUCCCACGCACCCGCUACUCGGCGGGCUGGGACGCCAAGCUGCUCUACAUCCCCCUCAGCUACCUGCCGUCAGCCCUCACGGACAUCAUAUUCAGCUGGUCCUACCCCAAACCUGCCUGGAGAGGUCCAGUGCCCGCUGGGGUGUGA
Messenger RNA from Egretta garzetta (little egret), 774 nucleotides. Its product is annotated as retinol dehydrogenase 16-like. Lineage: Eukaryota; Metazoa; Chordata; Aves; Pelecaniformes; Ardeidae. Gene Ontology annotation, molecular function: oxidoreductase activity. The coding region runs from base 1 to 774 and encodes 257 amino acids. The transcript has 4 exons. The record is from RefSeq and is a predicted model, not a curated record.